AUGUCUAGCACACAAAAUGCACCUUUUCACGACAGUGAGGGACUUGGAGAAAACAACGACAUAAGGCUCAAUGUACCACCUCUAAACCCUGAGGGAGUGCUAAACGUAGAGACAGUUGAUAUCAGCUCCCACAAUGCUCUAAACUUGCAAGCAGGCGUAGACCCCAUCCCGGGCGCACCUCCGAUUCUGAAGGGUGUAGAUUCAAAGAAGUUCGUGCAGAAACCAUUCCCAUCAAGUGUGGCUCCGAAGCCCAUCCCGAAGAAAUUCAGAAUGCCCGAUGUCCCGAAGUAUAACGGGACCCCGGACCCCAAUGAGCACAUUACCGCUUAUACUUGUGCUGUAAAAGGGAAUGACUUAAAGGAUGACGAGAUCGAAUCCGUCUUGCUGAAGAAAUUUGGAAAAACACUGUCGAAUGGAGCCAUGAUAUGGUAUCACAACCUACCCCCGAACUCGAUUGAUUCGUUUGCCAUAUUGGCAGAUUCUUUUGCCUUCACUCAGGGCUUGAACAAACGAAGCUCGAUAGCUUCGAAGAAGCUAAAGCAAAAUUUGAUCGAAUAUCCCACCGUGACCUGGGCGGAUGUGCACAAUAGGUAUCAAUCGAAGAUCAGGGUCGAAGACGACCAAUUGGGAGCCUUCUAUGGCUCAAUAUAUCCAAGCAGGCUCCUAGCAAAGGAACCAAUGUCUACAAAAAGGGAGUCGAGAUUAGGAAAGGAAAGGUAUCAGCCAUACUUCAAAGAUCGAAGAGACACCUCGAGGCAGAAUAUAUCUCAAAAUGAUCGAGGAGUAAAUCGAGGCCAAAAUUCCUGGAGACUUAUGAGCAAAACCAGGUUUGAUAGGCAUUCGAGGCCAAUGGAGGCACCCCGAUUGUUAGAAUACAACUUCAACAUCGAUGCCUCAGGCAUCGUAUCGGCCAUGGGUAGAAUCAAAGAUACCAGAUGGCCAAAGCCCGCACAAUCAGAUCCUUCCCAAAGAAACCCCAACUUGAUGUGCGAAUACCAUGGCAUUCACGGUCAUAGGACUGAGGAUUGUAGGCAACUCCGAGAGGAGGUGGCCGGACUAAUCAACGAAGGGCACCUUCGAGAAUUCCUCAGCAAUCGAGCCAAAAACCAAUUUCAAGAAAGAGAGGCGAACAGAAAGAAUGGACCGGAAGAACCUCAGCACAUCAUUCACAUAAUCGUUGGAGGAACUGACGUCCUAGAGGGACCCAUGUCCAAAUGGGCCAAAGUGUCCAUCGCAACAGAAAGGCAAACUCGGAGCUACAUACUUGAGGACGCCCUUACAUUUAGAGAACAAGACAUCGGGACCUUUUCCCAAUAA
Molecule: messenger RNA, 1317 nt
Organism: Nicotiana tabacum (common tobacco)
Lineage: Eukaryota; Viridiplantae; Streptophyta; Magnoliopsida; Solanales; Solanaceae
Source: RefSeq, a predicted model, not a curated record